Schistocerca cancellata (South American locust) is the source of this 1429-nucleotide messenger RNA. Its product is annotated as neuronal acetylcholine receptor subunit alpha-4-like. NCBI's taxonomy places the organism in Eukaryota, Metazoa, Arthropoda, Insecta, Orthoptera, Acrididae. Gene Ontology annotation, molecular function: transmembrane signaling receptor activity; neurotransmitter receptor activity; extracellular ligand-gated monoatomic ion channel activity. The transcript is spliced from 9 exons. Bases 38 to 1429 code for a protein of 463 amino acids. The record is from RefSeq and is a predicted model, not a curated record. Gene Ontology annotation, cellular component: membrane; neuron projection; synapse. Gene Ontology annotation, biological process: signal transduction; nervous system process; chemical synaptic transmission.
GGCGUGGGCGGCGGUCGCGGUCCUCACACUCUGCGACAUGGCGCCGCACGCACCGCCUCUGCCGCUGCUGCUGCUGCUGCUGCUGCUGGCCGUAACGGCUGCUGUCACAAAUGGGGAGGAGCCCUGCCCGCGCACCCCCGGGCCGCAGUCGACGGUGGCGAGGCUCAAGGACCAGCUGCUGAGCCACUACGUCGCCGAGGAGAUGCCGCCCACACAGGGCGGCGCGGCCCUGGCCGUCGAGCACGCGGUCCUCAUCAAGCACAUACCGGGGAUCUAUAAUAACUUGGCCGAAGUCCAGAUUACAGUCGCUCUGAGUUGGCACGACUCCAGACUGGAAUGGGACCCCGCCCAGUACGAUUUCCUCUGGACUAUCUUAGCAGAUUCUACGAGUAUCUGGGUUCCUUUCAUCGGCGUUCAGAGCCACCCGACCAACGUUCCCGAGUGGGUGGACCUGACGGAGCACAUGUGCGCCGUGACGAGCCCUGGCGAGGUGAUGUGCAUGCUGGGCAUGACGGCGCCGGCGCACUGCCUCAGCGACUACCGCGGCUGGCCCCAGGACGAGCACAACUGCUCCUUCCACGUGGGCUCCUGGAUGCUCACCAGCGAGCGGCUCUUCCUCAAAGAUCUCCACCUCAGGUUGGCGACGGCGCCCGGCACCUCGUGGCAGGUGCAGGAGCACGGCUUCGCGACGACCAACGCCAGCGUGGGGCCGGACGGGCGCGCCCGCAGCAGCACACACAUCUGGCUGCAGCUGCGCCACCGCGAGGCCGUCAUGGCCGUCGCCGCCUACGCCCCCGCCCUCGCACUGACGGUGAUGACGCUGUCGUCACUGUGGCUGCCUUCGGCCUGUGGCGAGCGGCUGGCACUGGUCGCCAUCUCAGUGUUGGCGCACUGCACGGUGCUGGUCUACCUCAGCUGGUGGCUAGAGGGCGGCGCCCGCGCACCUCGCAUCGUGGUGUUCCACCGGGACGGGCUGUGCGCGGCGGCGGCGGCGCUGCUGGUGCUGGUGGGGGCGCGCCGCCUGCAGGCGUCCCGGCGCGCCGCCCCCAGCUGGCUGUCGGCCGGCCUCGCGCGGCUCCGGGCGUCGCCCGCCGGCCCGCUGCUGCUGCCCGCUGCCGCCCACCAGCCCGACCUGCAGCUGAAGCUCAUAUCGUGUGGUGUGCCCCAGCCGGCGGAGGCGCCGGAGGUCGACGCCGCCUCCCCCGCCCCCGACGCCGACGUGGAGGCUGCCGGCACUGGCGGCGGCGACGGAGAAGGCGACGCGACCGACGGAGGCAGCGACGCGCUGGUCGCCACCGCCACUGCCGCCGGCGCCGCCUCCGACGCCGAGUGGUGGGGCGCCGCCUCCGUCCUGGCGCAGCGGCUGGGGGCGGCCGGCGUCUGCAGCGCGCUGCUCGCCGCUCUGCUGCGCCUGCUGCUCGCCCACUGA